Otolemur garnettii (small-eared galago) is the source of this 7878-nucleotide messenger RNA. It is a transcript of the gene COL6A5, whose product is annotated as collagen type VI alpha 5 chain. Gene Ontology annotation, molecular function: extracellular matrix structural constituent conferring tensile strength. The transcript has 40 exons. Gene Ontology annotation, biological process: extracellular matrix organization. The coding region runs from base 1 to 7845 and encodes 2614 amino acids. The record is from RefSeq and is a predicted model, not a curated record. Lineage: Eukaryota; Metazoa; Chordata; Mammalia; Primates; Galagidae.
AUGAAGACCCACCUAAUGAUAUUUGUUCUAAUCCUUGGGACUGAAACAUUGGCAGAUCAGAGCCCAGAGCCAGGCCCUGAGUAUGCAGAUGUGGUGUUUCUGGUAGACAGCUCUGAUCACCUGGGAAGUAAGUCCUUCCCGUUUGUGAAAACGUUUCUCAACAAAAUGCUCAACAGUCUCCCCAUUGAGACUGACAAAUACCGGGUGGCCUUGGCCCAGUACAGCGACAAGCUCCACAGUGAAUUCCAGCUGAGCACCUUCAAGAGCAGGAGCCCCAUGCUGAACCACCUCAAGAAGAACUUUGAGUUCAUUGGCGGGUCCCUGAAGAUCGGAAAUGCUCUCCAGGAGGCUCACAGGACUUACUUCUCUGCGCCCACAAAUGGGAGAGACAAGAAGCAGUUUCCUCCUAUUUUGGUGGUCCUGGCUUCGGCCAAGUCUGAGGAUGACGUGGAAGAGGCUUCAAAGGCCCUGCAGAAAGAUGGAGUGAAAAUCAUCUCCGUGGGGAUGCAGAAAGCAUCAGAGGAAAACCUGAAGGCCAUGGCCACGUCCCAGUUUCAUUUCAACCUUCGGACAGCCAGAGACCUCAGCAUGUUUUCCCGAAACAUGACGCAGAUUAUCAAGGAUGUGACAAAGCACAAGGAAGCAGUGGUUGAUGUUGAUAUACAAGCUCCCUUCCCCAUAACCUGUCAGAAAGAUUCACUUGUUGACCUUGUGUUCCUGGUGGAUGAGGCACUUGAGACCAGACAAAAUUUAAGAAACCUCCAGAGCUUCCUGCAGACUGUCACCAGCUCCAUGGAUGUGAAGGACAACUGCACACGGCUUGGACUGAUGAGUUACAGCGAUAGCGCCAAGACCAUUUCUUUUCUAAAAUCCAGCACAACUCAAUCUGAAUUUCAGCAGCAAAUACAGAAGCUUUCUCUCCGGGCUGGGAAAUCCAAUUUUGGCGCUGCCAUUGAACAGAUGAGAAGAGACAGCUUCUCAGAGUCAAGUGGCAGCAGAAGGACACAAGGGGUGCCUCAGAUCGCAGUCCUAGUCACCCAUAGACCAUCCGAUGAUCAGGUGCGUGAGGCUGCACUGAACCUUCGGCUGGAGGAUACAACUGUGUUUGCUGUUAGCAUCCAAGGGUCUAACAAUACCCAGCUAGAAGAAAUAGUGUCUUAUCCUCCGGGACAGGCAAUUUCCAUGCUGAAUUCCUAUGCAGACUUGGGAAAUUAUAGUCAAAAAUUUCUGAAAAAGGUCCAGAAUGAAAUAUGGUCCCAAAUUUCUACUCAUGCUGAACAAGUGGAACUUGAUAAAACUGGCUGUGUGGAUACAAAGGAGGCUGAUAUUUAUUUCCUCAUUGAUGGUUCAACCAGCAUCCGGAAAGAAGACUUUGAGCAAAUCAAGAAAUUUAUGUUGGCAACAAUAGAAAUGUUUAGCAUUGGCCCAGACAAAGUCCGAGUUGGAGUUAUGCAGUAUUCAGAUGAGAGUAAAGUAGAAUUUAAUAUCACUGACUAUCCUAAUGACAUUGACUUAAGGAAGGCUGUUUCCAACAUCAAGCAAGUAACAGGUGGAACUUAUACUGGGAAAGCUCUGGAUUUCACACUGCCACUAAUACAAGAUGGAAGGAAAGAUAGGACAAGAGAUGUUCCCUGUUACCUCAUUGUGCUGACUGAUGGGAAGUCCAUGGAUGGAGUCCUGGACCCUGCCGAGAGGCUAAGGACUGAGCAAAUCACAAUUCAUGCAGUUGGCAUUGGGCAGGCUGAGAAAACAGAACUGCAACAAAUUGCUGGGAAAGAAGAAAGAAUUCACUUUGGGCAGAACUUUGAUUCUUUAAAAACCAUAAAAAAUGAAGUUGUUCACAGAAUCUGUACCGAAAAAGGGUGUGAAGACAUGAAAGCUGACAUCAUGUUUCUGGUGGACAGUUCCGGGAGUAUAGGACAUGAAAAUUUUGAGAAAAUGAAAACCUUCAUGAAAAACCUGUUAACUGAGAUUCACGUUGGUGCAGACAAAACCCAAAUUGGUGUCGUUCAGUUCAGUGACAAUCCAAAGGAAGAGUUCCAGCUUAAUAAAUACUUUACACAGAAAGAAAUUUCUGAUGCAAUAGAUGGAAUGUCUCUCAUUGGGAGAAACACUUUGACCGGACAUGCGCUUACCUUUAUAGCUCAAUAUUUCACCCACCCCAAGGGAGCCCGUUUGGGGGUCAAAAAGUUUCUCAUCCUCCUCACGGAUGGAGAAGCACAGGAUGAUGUGAGAGAUCCUGCCAAAGGUCUUCGGGACAAAGGUGUGACCAUCUUCUCUGUGGGGGUAUACGGUGCCAAUAGAACUCAGCUAGAAGAGAUCAGUGGGGAUGGCAGCCUGGUUUUUCAUGUUGAGAAAUUUGAUGAUCUCAAGGAGAUAGAAAGUAAGCUCAUCUUCCGCGUGUGCGCUCUCCAUGAUUGUAAAAGGAUUAAGCUGUUAGACGUCGUGUUUGUGUUGGAUCAUUCAGGCAGUGUAGAAUUCCAGCAGGAGCACAUGAUCAACCUAACUAUCCAUUUGGUGAAGAAAGCAGAAGUUGGCCGUGACCGAGUUCAGUUUGGAGCUCUCAAAUAUGCUGAACACCCAGAAGUCCUUUUCUACCUGAACACAUACACAAACAGAUCAGCAAUCAUCGAGAAUCUGAGGAGGCGCAGGGAUGUUGGAGGGAGAACCUACACGGCCAAGGCUCUGGAGCAUGCAGACAUCCUGUUCAGAGAGGAACAUGGUAGUCGCAUAAAUCAAAACGUGAAGCAGAUGCUGAUCGUCAUCACUGACGGGGAAUCUCAUGAUCGAAGUCUGCUCAAUGACACAGCCUUGAAGUUGAGAAACAAAGGCAUCACCAUCUUUGCAGUGGGUGUGGGAGAGGCCAACCAAAAGGAACUUGAGGCUAUGGCAGGGAAUAAAGACAACACUGUCCAUGUAGAUAAUUUCAACAAACUGAAGGAUGUCUACAUGCCUAUACAGGAAAGCAUGUGUACCAACGCACAAGAGGUCUGUAACCUUCAGGAAGCUGACGUGAUUUUCCUUUGUGAUGGCUCUGACAAGGUAUCUAAUUCAGAGUUUGUUACCAUGACAACGUUCCUGUCAGACUUAAUUGAUAAUUUUGACAUUCAGUCUCAAAGAAUGAAAAUCGGUAUGGCUAAAUUUGGAAAUGACUACCAGAAAAUUAUAGAGUUGAAAAACUCUCUUACUACAACUCAGUGGAAGACUCAAAUUCAAACUGUCUCCAAGAGCAGUGGGCGUCCAAGAAUCGACUUUGCCCUCAAACGCGUGAGCAAUAUGUUUAAUCCAUCUGCUGGUGGGAGAAGAAAUGCUGGUGUCCCUCAGACAUUGGUUGUUAUCACAUCGACAGACCCCUACUAUAAUGUGGCAGAUGCAGUAAAAACCUUGAAGGACCUUGGAAUUUGCAUCCUGGUUUUGGGCAUAGGAGAUGUUCAUAAGGAACAGCUUCUGCCGAUCACAGGCAAUUCUGAAAAAAUCAUUACUUUUCAAGAAUUUAAUAAAUUAAAGGAUAUAGAUGUGAAAAAAAGGAUGGUCCGUGAAAUCUGCCAGACCUGUGGGAAAACCAAUUGCUUUGUGGACGUAGUGGUCGGGUUUGACAUUUCUACUCACCUGCAGGGGCAGCCUUUGUUCCAGGGCCAUCCCCUGCUGGAAACCUACCUCCCAGGCAUCUUAGAGGACAUCUCCUCCAUCAGGGGGGUGAGCUGUGGGGCAGGUGCAGAGACGCAGGUGAGCUUGGCCUUCAAGGUGAACAAUGACCAAGAAUUUCCUGCCAAGUUCCAAAUCUACCAGAAAGUAGUGUUUGACAGCUUGCUGCAAGUCAAAGUCAGCGGGCCAACUCAUCUGAAUGCACAGUUCUUACAGUCUCUGUGGGACACAUUUGAGGAUAAAUCAGCAUCCCGGGCUCAGGUGCUGCUUGUCUUUUCUGAUGGUCUCCAGAGUGAAAGUAACAUAAUGCUUGAAGAUCAAUCGGACAGGCUCAGAGAAGCAGGACUUGAUGCUCUGCUGGUGGUUUCUCUUAACACCACUGCUCACCAGGAGUUUUCCAGCUUUGAAUUUGGAAAAGGAUUUGAUUACAGGACUCACCUGACCAUUGGAAUGAGAGAACUGGGCAAAACACUAUCACAGUACUUGGGAAAUAUUGCAGAGAAGACUUGCUGCUGUACAUUUUGCAAGUGUCCAGGGGUUCCAGGAAAUCAGGGGACCCAAGGAAUACAAGCCAUGAAGGGUUCCUCAGGUCUGAAGGGCAGCAGAGGACAUAGGGGAGAAGAUGGAGACCCUGGAAGACGAGGAGAAAUAGGACCCCAAGGAGAUAAAGGGAUUGCAGGAUGUGUGGGAGAGCGGGGUCAGAAGGGAGCCAAAGGAUUUUCUGGACAUAAGGGGGAACAAGGAGUUGAUGGCAUCGAUGGACUCGAUGGGGAAGAGGGCUUUCAUGGAUUUCCUGGAACAAAAGGAGAAAAAGGUGAUCCCGGGUCUCAGGGCAGCCCAGGAUCAAGAGGCCCCCCUGGGGGAUAUGGCGAGAAGGGUUUCCCAGGAGAUCCAGGAAAUCCAGGACAAAACAAUAACAUCAAAGGACAAAAGGGCUCCAAAGGAGAACAAGGAAGACAGGGUAGAACAGGACAGAAAGGAGCACAAGGCAGCCCUAGUUCCAGAGGAAGCAGGGGAAGAGAAGGCCGAAGAGGAGUUCAAGGGGCCCCAGGAGAACCAGGAAAUCCUGGGCCUCAGGGUGCACUGGGAGCUGAAGGAUUGCAAGGCCCACAGGGCUUAAGUGGAAAUCCUGGCAGCAAAGGAGAAGAAGGAAGACAGGGGCACAAAGGACCGCAGGGUUCUCCUGGGCUAGUGGGAACUAAAGGGAGCAUCGGAAAACCUGGAGCAUUGGGCAGAAAAGGAGAACCAGGAAUUCUUGGAGAUCCAGGGCCAGUAGGGCAAGAUGGACCGCGAGGAAAACAGGGAGACGCUGGCAUCCCAGGCUAUGGUCAUGUGGGACGGAAAGGAGUAAAGGGCCCAAGAGGAUUCCCAGGAGAUAUGGGGCAGAAGGGUGAGGUUGGUGAUCCUGGAAUUCCUGGGGCCCCAGGACCCAAAGGAUUUAGGGGACUAACUCUCACUGUAGGCUUGAAAGGUGAAGAGGGAUCUCGAGGACACCAAGGCCCUCCUGGACGGAGAGGCAUUAAAGGCGUGCCAGGGCAGCCUGUGUAUUCUCAAUGUGAUCUGAUCCAGUUCAUGCGGAAACAUAGUCCUUGUUGGAGAGAGAAGUGUCCGACGUAUCCAACAGAGCUGGUGUUUGCCCUGGACCAGUCCUCUGAUAUCACAGAACAGAGAUUUAAUAAAACAAGGGACAUUAUCAAUUCCAUUAUCAAUGACCUUGACAUCAGAGAAAGUAACUGUCCUAUGGGAGCAAGAGUUGCUGUGGUUUCCUAUGACUCGGGCACCAGCUAUCUCAUCCGUUGGUCCGACUACCACAGGAAGAAACAGCUCCUCCAGCUGGUUUCCCAAAUAAAAUAUCAAAGGAGCACGGAGGCCCGAGACAUUGGAAGUGCAAUGAGGUUCAUGGCCCGCAACGUUUUCAAGCGGACAUAUGCAGGGGGCAACAUGAGGAGGGUUGCUGUGUUUUUUAGCAAUGGCCAAACAGCCAGUAGAUCCUCUGUCCUCACAGGCACCAUGGAGUUCAGUGCCCUGGAUAUCAGUCCAGCAGUCCUUGCUUUCAAUGAAAGAGUUUUCCUCGAGGAUGCUUUUGGAUUUGACAACACUGGGACAUUUCAGGUGAUUCCAGUUCCUUCAAAUGGGGCAGAUGAAACAAUAGAAAGACUUCGUCUCUGUACACUUUGCUAUGAUAAAUGUUUUCCAAAUACUUGCACUCAAGAGAUUUUCAUACCUGAAAAUUCAUACAUGGAUGUAGCCUUCCUCCUGGACAAUUCUCGGAAUAUAGUUAAUGAUGAGUUUAAGGCUGUGAAAGCCUUGGUGAGCUCAGUGAUUGAUGACUUCGACAUCGCUUCAGACCCUUUAAUCUCAGGUUCUGGUGAUAGGAUUGCCUUGUUGAGCUAUUCUCCUUGGGAUGGCUCUAGGAGAACACAAGGUACAAUCAAAACAGAGUUUGAGUUUACAACUUAUAGUGACAAAGUCCUAAUGAAGAGACACAUCCAGAAUUCCCUACAACAGCUAAAUGGAGAAGCCACAAUUGGUCAUGCCCUACUGUGGACUAUGAAAAAUCUCUUCCCAGGAACCCCCCACCUAAGAAAGCACAAGGUCAUUUUUGUGAUCUCAGCUGGAGAAAACCAUGAGAGAAGGGAAUUCUUAGAGAAGAUGGCUCUGAGGGCCAAGUGUCAAGGUUAUGUCAUCUUUGUGAUUUCACUGGGCUCUGCACGUAAGGAUGAUGUGGAGGAGUUAGCCAGCCACCCAGUUGAUCACCAUGUGAUACAGCUUGGGAGAAUACAUAAACCAGAUCUGGAUUAUAUUGUAAAGUUCUUAAAACCAUUUAUAUACACAGUCAGACGAGGAUUCAAUCAGUACCCACCACCAAUGCUUGAGAAUGCCUGUAGACUCAUUACUUCAGAUGGAGAAGAUAAUCAAAAUGGCGGCCUCCAAUUUACUGUGGAAACAUUUGAAGUUUCUUCAGGAGAGAAUGAGAACGACUUCAUUGGCCGGGAACUAAAUGCUGGGAGAGACACAUCUAUUAUGUUAGAGGACCCUGGAAGUGGCCACUUGCUUUACCUGCAAAACCAUAUGUCUGGGCCACAGAAAUUAGUGAACAAUUAUGAAAAUCAUCAGAAAUCUGUAGACAUUGCAAGUCUCACUUCUGGACAUGAAAAUCAUGGCAGAAAAGAAGAACCAGGGCUUACUGAUGAACCUAGAAAUGCCUCUCUUCAAGAAUAUUACAUAGAUGUGGCUUUCCUCAUAGAUGCUUCCCAAAGAGUAGGAAGUGAUGAGUUUAAGGAAGUAAAAGCUUUUGUAACCUCAGUGCUUGAUUACUUUCAUAUAGCUCCAGAUCCACUGACCUCCACCUUGGGAGACAGAGUUGCUGUCCUGAGCUACUCUCCCCCAGGCUAUAUGCCCAACACUGAAAAAUGCCCUGUCUACCUGGAAUUUGAUUUGGUUACCUACAACAGUGUAUACCAAAUGAAACAUCAUCUCCAAGACUCUUUUCAACAACUCAAUGGAGAUGUUUUUAUUGGCCAUGCCUUGCAGUGGACAAUUGACAAUGUCUUUGUAGGAACCCCCAAUCUGAGAAAAAACAAAGUUAUCUUUGUAAUAACUGCUGGUGAAACAAGCCCUUUAGACAAGGAAGUCUUAAGAAAUGUAUCUCUGAGAGCUAAAUGUCAAGGCUACUCCAUAUUUGUGUUUUCCUUUGGUCCUACACAAAAUGACAAGGAAUUAGAAGCAUUAGCUAGCCACCCCCUGGAUCAUCAUUUAGUCCAGCUUGGCCGCAUCCACAAACCAGAUUGGGAUUAUAUCAUCAAGUUUGUCAAGCCAUUUGUUCACUUAAUCAGACGUGCUAUCAACAAAUAUCCUACCAAAGAUCUGAGAGCUACAUGUGUUAACAUCACCUCACCCAGCCCAGGGAACACUGGCACAGAAAACACUGUAUCGCUUAUUCCUGAGGUGUAUAAAAUAGAAACAAAAAACAGUGAGCUAUUUGAUGAAACUGAUUCCCAGGAACAAUAUUUAUUAGUAUUAGGAAACAAUCAUGGUGAUGGUUCUGGGACCGUUACUGAUUUGAUCCAGAAGUUAUACACGCUUUUUUCAACUGAGGAACUGAUGAUGAAUGACAAGGAAGAGGCACAUUCAGAAGAAAUUAUGGUUCCACUGAAUGAUAAACAACAAGAAAGAAAAGAUGGUAAAGACAAAAGAUGAUCACAGCAGAAAAGAGGAUCGUUCCAUUGGCAU